Adineta ricciae is the source of this 2253-nucleotide messenger RNA. The record is from the annotation of a GenBank genome assembly. NCBI's taxonomy places the organism in Eukaryota, Metazoa, Rotifera, Eurotatoria, Adinetida, Adinetidae.
AUGACCGAUAGACUUUCGCUUGAACAGUUAGUUCAUCUGUCCUUGGGUGAUCCCGAGACAGGUGCAGUGAAUUUUAACGUACUAAAAACUCUUCUUUUGCAAAUGCUUCGUGCAAUGAAUUUAUAUAAUUAUAAGCCGAUCAUGUCCGAUGAUGAUCAACAAACUCUCGAAGAAGCACUAUCAACAUCGACAAAUCAACGCGAUGAACUUUCAGUUAGCAACAAUCAAAAUGAGAUGAAGAAAAAAUUACAAUUGAAUAAACGCGAUCGAAGUUCCGAUCGUCUCAAUACCUUAGAAGAGAAAGUCUUUCGGUUUGAAUCUCAAUUGAACGCACUGGAUCAAAUACCAUCCAAUGCCGAAUUAAUCGACCGAGCGAAGCAAAUACCAAAGAAGGCCACGGAUGAAUCUGACCAAACAACAGAUCGUCAAGGUCCAAUAUUAGAAGUCUGGCAAUAUACACAAAUGGAAAAACGAAUUGAAUCAGCUGAAAAUGGAAUAACACGACUUGCUUCAUUACUUCAAGAUCUGUUAUCUGAUAUGAAUGAUUUGAAAGAAUCACAUGAAACAUUGCACCGAGCAGCAGAUGAACUUAGAACAGCCAUCGGAGCGAUCGAUAAAGAUAAACAUGAAUGGGCAAACAAAUCUGACCUUGCAAAUUUGGAUGAAAAAAUUCGUCAUUUGGAGAAUUUAAUUUCCUCGCUACGAGAUCGCUUCAAUGAUUUACCAAAAGAAACUAAUACUCUAAAUGGGCAUGCACCACUCGAUUUGAGCAAAUUUGUUACCUGGACUCAAUUCGAUGGUGCACUCAAUGACAUUCGGCAAUCAAUGGAGAAACUUUCCGUACGAGAUAACAGUCGAUCAUCUCCCGCGCACGGUCAAACAAUAAUACGAGAAAAGGAAGAAUUAUCAACAGAUGGAUUAGCCGAUGUUUUCGAACAACUCCGAUCAUUAAAUGAUCGAUAUGAACAAUUGAAAGAAUUAACCGAUGCACUUGAAGAAAAAAAGCUCAAUCGAGAAGCAUUUGAUGAUUAUAAAACAAAACAUAAUGAUUUUCUCGAUCGUCUCGCUGCAUUAGAGCGAGAUCUAGAUGGCAUUCGAACGCAUGAAACAACCAAUGCUGUGUCCGCUGGUGAUAUCAAGAAAGAAAACGCGACUGUACAGUCAAGAGCGGACUCAUUCGGUGAUUUAUCCGAUUUUCGAACGGCGUUGCAGCGUUUACGUGAAGAUUUGGAUCGACUCAAACAACAAAUUCAGGAUUUAAUUAAAAAAGGAAAUUUAUCAAACGACGAACUUGACACUUUGAAAAAAUUAGUUCAACAAUUAGAUCAAACAAAAGCUGAUAAGAUCAAUGUUAAUAAUGAACUUGAUAAGAAAGUAGACAAACGAGAUUUGGACACUCGAGUUUUGAAAAAAGAUUUCAAAGCUGCUUGUAAUGAUCUAUCGCAAAAUAUCAACGAUUGUUUGCAGAAAUUCCAUGUGCAUGAUGACAUACAAAAGCAGGACAUACAAAAGAUCAAUCGUGAUAUAAAUGAAAAAUCAGACCGUGCUGAACUUGAUGCACUACGGGAUUAUGUGGAUAAACAAAUGAAGAAACUGAAGAAAUUAGCGAAAGAGCAGCAGCAGCAGACACAACAGCAACAUGUCCACGUUAUGUCAGAAGAUGAGGCGGCUGGUUUACGAAAACAGCUUAUUCGUUUUCACUGCAUCAGCUGUGAUCGUCCGAUUGACGCUCAACCGCACCCACAGCAGCCGAGUCUACCCGUAAAUCAGGCUAUGCGUCCUAUCCAGUCACCCCGGCCGUAUACAACUUACGAACUGGAUCAAAUACGGCAAUUUCAAAAGAGUCAACAGUUUAGUAAUGAUUUCAGUAGCGGCGUAUCGGAUGUUUAUGCAGCAAUGCGACAAUGUGGCGGUUCGCACACAACAACUCUACCAUACAAACGUCAAAUUAAAACUCAGCCAUCCGUUCCUGAAGAACCCUUACUCACCAGAAAUGAAGUGGAUAUCAAAGGUCACGAUGGUGUCAUCUACAAAGGUAGAAUUACUGUGGACAAACUACCAGCCGUCGAUAUGCAUAAAAAGAAUUCGGUUGUUUUACUUGCACCUCCGCCGCUACUACGAUCUCGUUCCGAUCCUCAUCAUCAAUCACCACAGCCACGUGAAUCACCCGGUAAUGAUCAAGAUCGAAAUAGUGUCUCGCCUACCAUUCCCAGUCUUGGACCAAUUAUACCUCGAGAGGAAUCAUUCACAUAG